AUGAAGAGCUUUAUUACCGUUGCGGCUCUCGCCGCUGGCUCUAAUGCCCUCGUCAGCCGUGGUGAUAACUGCUGCUUCCACCUUGAUCCGUCGGGUGAUUCUACUGGCUUUGUCGGUCAGCUGAGCGAUGGUCAGAACCGCAUCGGCGAUAACAGGCUCUCGCCUGCUCAGUUCUGCAUCGACUCCAAUGGUGCUAUCACCGAUGGCAAUGGCCGCGGCUGCAUCCUGACUCCCCCCACUACCCAAUUCCAAUGUGAUGUGGGCGCCACUCCUACUCCGGGCUUCUCGGUUAACUCCGACGGCGUGCUGGAGUUCCACGGCAGCCCCGACUUCAUUGCCUGUGAGACUGGUGAUAAUGGUGGUCUGAACAUCCACACCACCGAGAGCAAUGACCUGGGCAACUGCAAGAAGAUCCAGCUUAAGGCUGACUCGUGCUCCGGCCCAACCUCUCCCCCUCCUGGCCCGUCCGGUAACAAUGGUUGCGGCACCAUCCUGUCGUCAGGCAGCUUUGAGUUCCCUCAUCUGAUCGUUCCGAUCAACUCUGACUCCCCGGACACUGCCCAUGGCACCCAGUUCAAUGGCACUGUCAGCUCGAGCAUCUCGAGCAUCUUCAACUUCGACAUCCCUCAGUCGGACUCUGGAAAGACUUGCAGUCUGGUAUUCCUCUUCCCCAAGAAGGAGGACCUCGAGACCUCGUCUUUUAGCUUCAGCGGUGAUGGCAAGAUUGAUGUCGCGAAGCUUUCCGAUGUGGCCUCCAGCAUGACCACCUUUAAUAAUGCCCCGUCCGUUGAGAAGGAUCUUGGUGACAUCACCAUUUCUCCUGGUGGCUCUAAUGUCGUUUCGACCUUCUCAUGCCCGGCUGGUCAGACCAUUGCCUUUGAGCUGAAGAAUGCCGGCAGCACCGACCUGAACUUCUUCCAGGACUUCAACCCUGCUCCGUAA
This is a messenger RNA of Penicillium argentinense, 942 nucleotides long. RefSeq lists its product as uncharacterized. The transcript is spliced from 2 exons. Lineage: Eukaryota; Fungi; Ascomycota; Eurotiomycetes; Eurotiales; Aspergillaceae. Bases 1 to 942 code for a protein of 313 amino acids. The record is from RefSeq and is a predicted model, not a curated record.